This is a messenger RNA of Pistacia vera, 3051 nucleotides long. RefSeq lists its product as uncharacterized. The record is from RefSeq and is a predicted model, not a curated record. The coding region runs from base 1 to 2577 and encodes 858 amino acids. NCBI's taxonomy places the organism in Eukaryota, Viridiplantae, Streptophyta, Magnoliopsida, Sapindales, Anacardiaceae. The transcript has 8 exons.
AUGCCGUUAUCUCCUUCAAUUUCCACUGGCCACCUUAAAAAAGGGGACCGUGAGACACAUCAGAGAGCUACUUUGUCUGAGGAGACCCUUUCUAAACUUAAGGAGGCUAGGACACAAGCAGAGGAUGCUGCUGCCUUUGCUGCUGCUGCUGUUAGUCAAAACCAAGAAAUAUGGAAGCAGUUGGAAAAGCAGAAAAAUUCUGGAUUGGUGCUGGAUGUUGAAAGCAAACUAGCUUCUGCAGCAGCAGCGAUUGCUGCUGCUGCUGCUGUAGCAAAGGCAGCAGCUGCAGCUGCCAAUGUUGCAUCGGGUGCAGCAAUGCAAGCGAAAUUGAUGGCUGAUGAAGCAUUGGAUUCAAGUGGUUAUGGCGAUUCUAGUCAAAGUAAUGCAUCUUCUCUUUCUGACAGUGUGAAAGAUUUGGGAAAAGCUACUCCUGCAUCCAUCUUGAAGGGUGAGAAGGCCAUAAGUGCUUCCAGUUCAGUUAUUUUUGCUGCAAGGGAAGCUGCUAGAAGGCAGGUGGAAGCUGCUUCUGCUGCUUCUAAAAGAGCUGAAAAUAUGGAUGCCAUUGUAAAAGCUGCUGAGCUUGCUGCAGAAGCUGUGUCACAAGCUGGAAAAAUUGUUGCUAUGGGUGAUCCUUUGCCUUUGAGUGAUCUCAUAGAAGCCGGUCUGGAGGGUUAUUUGAAAGUGCCCCAAGCAUCAACUCGACUGAUUCUGAAAUCUAAUAAUGUAAAUGGUGAAAAGGCGAACAUUGAUAACACCAGAGAAGGCCCGGAUACCUCUGCCAAGAAUUUAAAAGAGGUGCCUUUGGGCAAUAGAGAAAUGCAUACCACUAACCAAGGGAAAUCACCUACUUUGAGAGAGAUAUCUGAGGAGUCAUUUGAGGGUGCUCGAUUAGUAGAUGGCUUUUCAGGUUCUGUUGCAGUCAGUGGAAAGGGUACGAAGGGGCACAAGGGCGGGAAAGCAUCGGAUUUGGCUAAAAACAAAGGUGUUGUUCCUGAAACUGAGACUGGAUCAAGAUCCCCGUCCAUCAGUGUUCAGAUUGAGCACGAAAAGGAGGUCGAACCCUCAAAAGAGAAUGGCAUCAAGGAGGGUUCACAAGUAGAGGUUUUCAAGGAGGGCGCGCAAUUAAAAGCAGGCUGGUUCACAGCCAAUGUAUUGAGUCUGAAGGAUGGGAAGGCAUACGUUUGUUACUCUGAACUUACAUCAGAAGAAGGCUCAGAGAAGCUAAAGGAAUGGGUUGUCCUUAAUGGUGAAGGAGCUGAGGCACCCAAAAUACGCAUUGCUCGUCCUAUUACUGCUAUGCCAUUUGAAGGUACAAGGAAGAGACGCAGAGCAGCUAUGGGGGAGUAUACUUGGUCUAUUGGAGAUAGAGUUGAUGCUUGGAUGGGAGAUAGCUGGCGGGAAGGAGUUGUCACUGAAAAGAGCAAGAAAGAUGAAACAUCGUUUACUGUUCAUUUCCAAGUGCAAGGAGAAACAUCAACUCUUAGAGCAUGGAAUCUUAGACCUUCUCUCAUUUGGAGGGAUGGGGAAUGGGUCGAGUGGUCCGCUUCAACAGAAAACAACCGUGCUUCCCAUGAGGGUGAUACUCCGCAGGAAAAGCGACCGAGGUUGGGCAAUCCUGCUGUUGAGUCUAAAGGGAAGGAUAAAAUGUUAAAAGGUAUUGGCAUUAUGGAAUCUAGGAAGCCUGAUGAGCCAACAUUACUAGAUUUGUCAACAAGUGAAAAAAUAUUUAAUAUUGGAAAAAAUACUAGAGAUGAGAAUAAACCUGAUACACUCAGAAUGAUACGGGCUGGUCUGCAGAAGGAGGGAUCUGGAGUGGUUUUUGGUGUUCCUAAGCCUGGUAAGAAGAGGAAGUUCAUGGAUGUAAGCAAACAUUAUGUUGUAAAUCAGGCCAGCAAGAGCAGUGGGGCAAAUGACUCAGUUAAAUUUACAAAAUAUUUGAUGCCUCAAGGUCAAGCAUCAGGAUCUCGCGGAUGGAAAAAUGCUUCUAGAAGUGAACCAAAGGAAAAACGUGCAGCUGUAUCCAAGCCAAAGGUUCAUAAGUCUGGAAAGCCACCAAGUGUUUUGGGUAGAUCAAUUCCGCAGAAGGACAAUUUUGUGAGUUCUUCAGUGUCUGCUCCUGAUGAUGGUGGUGCUGUAGAUCACAUGGCAAAGAUCAAAGAUUCUACAAGGCAUGUUGACACCACAUCAGGAAAGAAUGACCUGACGGAGUUUCAAUCCAUGUCUACUUCUGAGGGAGCACCAGAGGGUCCAAUCUUGUUUACUUCGAUGCCUCUCUCAGCAGAUGCUGCAUCUAAGAAAGUUUCUGCAUCAAAUCCUAAAACUGAACGGGUGACUAAAGGGAAACUUGCACCUGCUGGUGGAAAGUUGACUAAAAUUGAAGAGGACAAAGUCUUUGGUGGUAAUUCUGCAAAAUCAGCAUCUGAACUUGUUGAACCUCGUAGAUCUAACCGCAGAAUUCAGCCAACAUCGCGGUUAUUGGAAGGUCUGCAGAGUUCAUUGAUCAUCUCAAAAAUUCCUUCCGUUUCACAUGACAAAAGUCACAAAAGUCAGAACAGGAAUAUGCCCAAAAGGGAAUAACCAUGGUUGAGAGGAAGCUCUUAGAAUGACAGGAUUGUGUCAAGAGGAAAGUCAAUAGUUACUGGGUGACCAGCAUGCACCAGCAUAGUUUUUUGUGUAUAUUUAUGAUAGUGGAGAAAAGCUAGGAAUGGAAAUUCUUGCUUCCUUGGGUUUAGUUAAUGAGAUCUAGCCAGUAGAUGUUAAUAUUGAUUUUAGCUUUCUUUACAAUUAUGAUUUGGUCAUCCUAGGUCUUACCCUAAAAAUAGGUUGUAUAUGGAAAUUUUCCAUGUAGUUUGGCUUGAAAUUACAUAGAAGCUUUGAAGAUGAUAAUUUUUACUCUUCAUGGAAGGCAAUAUGCUCACCUUGGCCAUCUGAUCAUUCUUUGGUGGUGCCACUCACAUUCACAAAACGUGAUUAGUGAUAAUUGUUCUUGUGGUGCACUGCCCGCAAUAUUCACAAACCUUUUCUUUUAUGUAUUUUGGAUACGCCUCCGUA